CUCUCUCUCUCUCUCUCUCUCUUUGUCUCUCGCUCUCUUUGUCUCUCUCUCUCUCUCUCCCUCUCUCUCUUUGUCUCUCUCUCUCUCUUUCUCUCUCUCUCUCUCUCUCUCUCCCUCUCUCUCUUUGUCUCUCUCUCUCUCUCUCUCCCUCUCUCUCUUUGUCUCUCUCUCUCCCUCUCUCUCUCUCUCUUUCUCUCUCUCUCUCUCUCUCUCUCCCUCUCUCUCUUUGUCUCUCUCUCUCUCUCUCUCUCCCUCUCUCUCUUUGUCUCUCUCUCUCCCUCUCUCUCUCUCUCUUUCUCUCUCUCUCUCUCUCUCUCUCUCUCUCUCUUUGUCUCUCUCUCUCCCUCUCUCUCUCUCUCUCUUUCUCUCUCUCUCUCUCUCUCUCUCCCUCUCUCUCUUUGUCUCUCUCUCUCUCUCUCUCUUUGUCUCUCUCUCUCUCCCUCUCUCUCUCUCUCUGUUCGUUCCGUCACAGCGUCGCUUGCUCUCACGCGCUGUUGCAUCGUCCUCGCGGCUUCAUCAAUUUACAGUUUUACUGAAAGAAUUUUGACGCAAAAUCGAAGUAGAUCCAGUUUAUUCUCCCUCCAGCUCGUCGUUGUCAAGCAAAAACAAGACGUUGCUUCUUGUUUGGAGAUUUUGAAUCACCAACUUUCAGCUCGAUAUUUUGCAGGAAGAGCGGGAAACACGGCACUGAGGCUGGACAGACCACAACCAAACAAUUUUCAUUUAGUAGGUUGCUUGAUUUUGACAGCAGACUGCUCGAGGUCCCCCCCCCCCUGCUGUCAGUAUGAGCGCGUGCAGCAGGAAAGCUCUGACUUUGCUGAGCAGCGUCUUUGCAAUCAGCGGCCUGGGGCUGCUGGGAGUUGCGGUCAGUACUGACUACUGGCUGUACCUGGAGGAGGGCAUCAUCACGCCUCUAAACCAGAGCACCGUCAUCAAGACCUCCCUGCACUCCGGCCUCUGGAGAGUCUGCUUCCUCACAGGUGAGGAGUCUGGCCGCUGCUUCACCAUCGCCUACAUCAUGCCAAUGAACGUCCAGCUUACGUCAGAGUCCACAGUCAACAUGCUCAAGAUGAUCCGCUCGACCACUCCGUUCCCUCUGGUCAGCCUCUUCUUCAUGUUCAUCGGCUUCGUCACCAACAACAUCGGGCACGUUCGGCCUCACCGCACCAUCCUGGCGUUUGUCUCUGGAAUCUUCUUCAUCCUCUCGGGUCUGGCUCUGGUGGUUGGUCUUGUGCUUUACAUCUCUAGUAUAAACGAUGAAAUGCUGAACAGGACAAAGAGCAGUGAGGCUUAUGUUAGCUACAAGUACGGCUGGUCCUUUGCCUUCGCCGCCAUCUCCUUCCUGCUCACUGAGAGUGCGGGCGUCAUGUCCGUCUACCUGUUCAUGAAGCGUUACACAUCAGAGCAGAUCUACCAGCCUCAACACCCCAGCUUCUACCGGCCUCGCCUCAGUAACUGCUCCGACCACUCGGGACAGUUCCUCCACCCUGAGGCCUGGUCCCGAGGGCGAAGUCCCUCCGACAUCUCGAGUGAUACUUCGCUCCAGAUGAGCAGCAGCUACCCCACUCUCCUCAAAUGUCCCGACUACGACCAGGUGUCCUCUUCGCCCUGCUGAGGGGUCGCAGAGGUCACCUGAAGAGGUCACUGCAGGAUCACAGAGGCCUGCUGCGGACUGCAGAGUUUUCCUUUAAGAAAAAAAGUACAGCUUAGAUACUUAACCUUAGCUUUAAUGAUUUACACAUGUGCAGCUGUGGCUUCACCGUGGCCUAAUGACUCUGAAAAUAAGUCCAGCUGAGACGUUUGUUGCUGUUUCUAGAGUCAGAGAUGUUUUUUUGGAUUUUAAUUGGUUGUUGCCGUAGCAGAAUCAACAUAUCGUCUAGGUAGAGGCAAGCUUUCCAUUCAAUACAGGGGCCAAAAAUAUAUAUCUAAAAAAGAGAGAAGAACCAAACAGAUCUUUUUAGUGCCAAUAACAUAACCAACACAU
Labrus mixtus (cuckoo wrasse) is the source of this 1984-nucleotide messenger RNA. It is a transcript of the gene cacng5b, whose product is annotated as calcium channel, voltage-dependent, gamma subunit 5b. The record is from RefSeq and is a predicted model, not a curated record. Gene Ontology annotation, cellular component: AMPA glutamate receptor complex; postsynaptic density membrane. Gene Ontology annotation, molecular function: channel regulator activity; voltage-gated calcium channel activity. NCBI's taxonomy places the organism in Eukaryota, Metazoa, Chordata, Actinopteri, Labriformes, Labridae. The coding region runs from base 785 to 1615 and encodes 276 amino acids. Gene Ontology annotation, biological process: postsynaptic neurotransmitter receptor diffusion trapping; transmission of nerve impulse; calcium ion transport. The transcript is spliced from 6 exons.